Messenger RNA from Fusarium verticillioides 7600, 1770 nucleotides. RefSeq lists its product as hypothetical. Lineage: Eukaryota; Fungi; Ascomycota; Sordariomycetes; Hypocreales; Nectriaceae. The record is from RefSeq and is a predicted model, not a curated record. The transcript is spliced from 2 exons. Bases 1 to 1770 code for a protein of 589 amino acids.
AUGAUGCAAGAUAACAAAUCGGAGACUGGGCAAGAGGUCCAAGAGACAGGACAAACAGUGCAUCACCACCAACAACCAUCUCUCAAAGACACUGGCUCGGGAUCUCCUCGUAGCCAGAACGAGCCUUUCUUCGAUGAUUCCCCCACGUCAACUAAGCCAACCAGGACUCAAGUGGCUCGGGAGAUCGUAGAAACAUACAACAGUUACAGAGAUAAGCGCAAGACAAAGGAUCUCAACUGGUGGGGAAGCAAGCAGCAUGAAGCCGAGAGGGGCAAUCCGGAUCGUGAUUUUCAGUUCGCACGGAACAUGCCAGUAUCAAACGACGACAUCAAGAGUAGACCCAACCCGCUAGGCCGUCACUUGCGACCUACAACACCUCCGAUGGAGAAAGCCGAGAAGCAGAUCAAAGGCCUGGAGGAACAAGGGGUUAAUGUAACUCCUGGUCUGAGAGAGGAAGUGGCUCAUCAUUAUACCUCCAACAACGGACUCCAUGCAGCUCUCUUGAUCUGGUGCAGGAACAAGAAGGAUGUCCCUGUUCAGUAUGUUAACGAGUACAUCAAGAGCAUGUCUCGACUGAAGCUCGAAAUGGCCACGCAGCAGCGUGACGUUACUGAGAAGCUAGGACAAGCCAUCAAAGAGUGUGAGGCAAGGGAGUCUCGCUGUCAGAAGCUGCAAGCUGAAAACUGCAAGCUCAAAAUGGAGAUACAAAGGCUCAAACAGGAGAAAGAGAAGACAGAUAUACAAGCGAGCCCUCUAGUAGCUACACAAGAUAUUCGCCAACUGGCUUUGUAUACUGACAUGACAGCAGUGGGCCAGGCGGAAGAGAAAAGGGCGCACCUUGGGGAUUCCUCAAUGCAAUACAACAAACAUUCUAUCCCGCCUCCAUCUACCGUACACCUGCCUAGUACCCCAUUAACCUCCACCAGAGAUACCUCUGAGUCUAAUCAGAGCCCACCCGUUACACCUGUAACCAAGGAAAGUUUGGAGAAGAGGCCCUGGUCAGCAGAAGCGGCAAAGUCCAAUACCACUCAGGAUGAUGCUUGCAGAAACAGGGCCAAGGAACUGGAGUUACAACUUCAAAACCUCAAAGAGGAGCUUCGGGCCAGUAACGGCGGUACGAGAGCCCAGGGAAAACCCAACUACACCACGGUUGAUAGCUUAGUCAAUGCAGUUCGGAACGAGAAUCAAGGAAUCUAUGACCAAGAAGAAGCACCGAACCUCGUGGACCGAAUCAACUAUCUAAAUUUGGUCUGCUUCUUCCGAACUCGUAACUAUCUUCAACUUGCUCUACGAGAGGGCGAUCAUAUAUUGGCAAAGAUUCUCCUGAAUGACGCUGACAAAUGGGUCAAGUCAUGCAAAGAGUUUCUCCGAACGAUGGAUCCAGAGGUCAAUCUACAAGUCGAAGGUUCUAUGCUAAUUCUACAUGGUAUGCGUCAAGUCUUAACUACCAAAGACCGGAGCGUGCUGGUCGAAGGGGUCAAAUACGUCAAGCAUGGACGUAAUGAACUCAGUAAGCUCACAAAGAGUGACUCUUUUGCGCAGCUUGUCCAACUUGCAGAUUCUAUGCUCCAUGCGACUAAGUACGAUGAGAAAGAGAAUAGUCUUGGUAUCAAAGGACUUCCGUUCAAUCCCUUCAGAAGAAAGAACAAGAGCCAAUACACCAAAAUUCAGGGGACUAUCAAGGACGGCCCGGCCAUGAAGGCAGAGUCUUUACGUCUCACGGGCGUCCACUCUCCUUUAUCUCCCCAGAAAUUUAGAAAGGACAGGUGA